Messenger RNA from Acanthoscelides obtectus, 1786 nucleotides. The record is from the annotation of a GenBank genome assembly. Lineage: Eukaryota; Metazoa; Arthropoda; Insecta; Coleoptera; Chrysomelidae.
AUGAUAAUACAAUAUUCGAUAGUAGUCUAAUCAUAGGGACAUAACAAUUUCGUACUUUUAUACAAACGCACCCAUAAAUAAUUUUUUUGUUCUGUCAAUGUCAAAACGUCAUACAAAGCUUGCAUUUUGAUCAUGGUGAAGUAUACGAACGAGCAACGAUUGGAAGUAAUUGAAAAGUCAGCGGUUGGAACUUUAAGAGCGGUCACUCCAAUUUUCGGUCGUGAAAAUCGUCCCGCCAGCCAAGCUAAACUGAAAGAAACGAAGCAGUUCUUCAUCAAUCUCCCGUAUCAAUACUGCAACGCCUUGUCCUUGCAAAUGUCGACAUCGAUAAACGACACGAUGACCACAGCGGAUCAGUGUUGGAACGGCACUGACGGAGGCGUGUCCCAAGGGCCUUCUGGAGGAGCAUUCAGAGCUCUGACUGGAGGCUCUUCUAUACUCAACGAGCAGCUGUAUGUGCUGCAAGGAUUGACAGAUAAGCUGCGCAAGGCGCAUCAGGGUCAAGAGGUAGAGAUGGCGGACGAUACAGAAAGUGAUGCGCUCAUAGGAGGAAAUCUUGGAGCGGGCAGUGGCAGCGGAUCGGGGGAUGGGGGAGAGGAUGCUGAGAUCGACGAGGAAGACGACGACGAAGAUCACCACCCGCACUCGCACCAUCCGCCACUGGAGGGCGACAGGGGUCGCUCAGACACAGGCGGUCCCUCGAAAGAUAUCACGUUCGAUGAGCCCGAACAGCCGAUAGUGGAGAUGAACCCCGCGCCGACGAGAGGACCCGAGGUUGUACGAACGUCAGGCGCUGCGUCAACGCGCGACGAUAUGUCUUUGACCAGGGCGCUGGUGCAGUACCUUCUGCCCAUCGUGUUGGUCUGGUUCGGUGGUGCCGUCAAUAACCUGCUGUGAUAGACUUUAAGGAACUUUGCUGGUAAUCGAUCGCGCAAGAUGAAGGAUUCCGUUCGAUCCACGGACAAUUUUGUUUACCUAAAUCGACUUUGCUAUUUCGCUAUUUAUGUGUGUGCAACUGGGGGUGUUUAGACAAGACACACAGUCGAACAUAGAUUGUCUUCAUCGGUCGUCGAGGAUAUUCCAUUUUUUGUGUGUACUGGGGGUAGAAAACAGCUUGGUUUUUUGUGGAUUAACAUUACAUACAGACGUAUUCCUCCGCCUCGUGGGCGUGUGUCAUCAGCGUAAAGGAACACCUCUGCGUGUUCAAGUAAUGAUUAGGUGUAGGUUGGGUGCAAGGUCGGAGCCUUGGGGAAUCCCCACCCUAUGCGUACUCGCUGUGAGCGCCACCUAUGGAGGAAUGGCAUAGAACUUACAGCUUAGGCCAUAGAAGCGAUGAAUGGUCUCCGCCAGCGCCAUCUCUGAAGCAGAUGUUACAUCAGAGUAUGCAGGUCAAGAACGUUGACGUUUAUGCAACACACACAGCAACUACAAGUGAACAUAGAUUAUCUUCAUCAUAUCUAUUUUAAGCAUAACGGAUUCGUUUGAAGUUUUUUGGAAGCGAUUUUAUGAAAAAAAGUUGCACACACAGAUCAUGUUUUCGAUCAAUGUUAAUCCACAUGGAAUGGAAUAUUUUGUACCCGAGGCCAGCCAUCUUGAAGUAGGGCCGGAAUGAUACAGGAAACUCGUGUGAGGAAAACGUGCUGUGGAAUACAGGGUGAGCUAUAUUUAAACAGUAACUUUUUUAUGGUCCUUGAUUGUACUUAAUAUUAUGGUACAUCAACAUCUGUCUGUUUUUUAUGUCGAUCCACUGACGACUUUGAAUAUUCACAAAAUAGACGUUCCAAGU